Messenger RNA from Ostrea edulis (European flat oyster), 5524 nucleotides. Its product is annotated as SHC-transforming protein 1-like. NCBI's taxonomy places the organism in Eukaryota, Metazoa, Mollusca, Bivalvia, Ostreida, Ostreidae. The record is from RefSeq and is a predicted model, not a curated record. The coding region runs from base 135 to 1658 and encodes 507 amino acids. Gene Ontology annotation, biological process: intracellular signal transduction; cell surface receptor protein tyrosine kinase signaling pathway. The transcript has 12 exons. Gene Ontology annotation, cellular component: plasma membrane. Gene Ontology annotation, molecular function: receptor tyrosine kinase binding.
AUGCUCUAGGACGCAUGUGUCAAUGAGUAACACACUUCCGUAUUCAAACAAUACAUCAGUCAUUCGGUGUUUAUUUUUAUUUUGUGACAGUUAUUGGUGUCGGAAUGAUUCAGAUAAGAUAAAGAUAAAACAGAAUGGCAGCGAAGGAAGUUAGGAAUAAGAAGAAGGGGAGGUCAUCAGAAUGGUCCAAAUCAGGAAGCUUCAUGAACAAGCCGGACAGGGGCUGGAUCCACCCGGACUUCCAGCUGGAUAAAGAGGCAGGGAUCUGCUACGGAGUCAGGUACAUUGGUUGUAUUGAAGUCAAAGAAUCCAUGAGAUCUCUAGAUUUUGAGACCAGAACAGCACUGGCCAGAGAAGCCAUCAACAGAGUAUGUGAAGCAGCAGGUCUGAAAACAACAAAAAAGAGAAAGGUUGAUAAAAAGUUGACCAAGAUGUUGGGUGAGAAACCGAUAUUACAAUAUGCUGGGUCCAACGUCAACCUGACAAUUUCUACCGAGUGUCUCAACCUCAUGAUCAUGGAAUCAGGGGAGAUUAUUGCCACACAUCAGAUGCCAGGGAUUUCCUUUGCAUCAGGAGGAGAUGCAGAAACCCUGGAUUUCGUGUCGUAUGUAGCGAAGGACCUGGUGAAUGGCCGUGCUUGUCAUGUGUUAGAGUGUGGAGGGGGGCUGUCGGAGGAUGUCAUCACAACCAUUGGGCAAGCUUUUGAACUGCGGUUUAAAGAGUAUCUCAAAAAUCAACCCAAAGCAAUGGAAAUCCCAGACAGGUCAGAUGGCCCGUUGGCAGAGGCUGAUGCUUGGGGAGACGAUGAAAAUGAGUACUAUAAUGACCGUCCUGAUGCACGCCCACCCUCACCACCAUCUUCCUCAAAAGCACCACUGGCAGAAUAUGCCACACCCCCUUCCAACCUCCCCGUUAGUGAUGGGGUAUAUUCAUCAGUGAAGGACAACAAGUCAUUAGUCUACGACACUCCAAAGGAACAGCCCCUCAUUGAUCUGUCAGACAAUGGUGCUAAUGUAUAUGACAACAAAGAAAAUUCUACAUCUCCUGAAUUUAAACCUAAUGUCUAUGACAACAAGGAAAAUGUUCUGUUUGAGUCCUUGCCCAGAAAACCCCCUACUCCUCCAACUGUGGACAAUCUACCAGACGUUCCUCCUCCUAGGAUCAGGGAACCAGUCAAACAGGCAGAGGACCCCUUUGACUUAGAGCCCUUUAGUGCUGAGUUACCUCCUCCGAGAAACAAAUCUCAACAGAAUGGCAUCGAGGAAAAACCACUGGAAGACAAGGCAGUGUGCGACACUCUCCCACCGCUCAAGGAAAAUCCAAACCCAGGGAAGGGCAUAGCCCCAGUGUUUGAAGAGUGGUAUCAUGGAGCCUUACCCAGGAAACAGGCAGAGAAGCUUCUACAAAAGGAUGGGGAUUUCCUAGUACGAAAGAGCUCAAGUGACCCCAAUCAGUUUGUACUUAGUGGAAGACAAAAUGGCAUGAUCAAACAUUUAUUGCUGGUGGAUCCAGAUGGAGUGGUUAGAACCAAGGACCAUACAUUUGAGAGUGUUCCACAUCUUAUCUCCUACCACAGAAGUAAGAACUUUCCAAUCAUCUCUCAGGAGAGUGUUCUAUAUUUAGUUCGACCAAUCAGCAAUAAUUACACAAACUGCUGACCAAUCGAGCACUGAGGAAAUAGAGAGAUUGGACUUCUUUCAUUGCCUUAUAUAGAGAUGAAACACAGCACUAAACACAUUGUUAACAUAUUCUGUGUCUGUAAUUUGUAUUUUCUGAUCAUUUAAAUUCUUAAACGCCAUUGUUUGGAUGUAGAUUUUUUUUUUCAUUUUGUAAAUUUUUAGUGCAUGGCUGAAGCAUGAGCUAAUGCCUAUGAAAUACAAUUAUGUGUGUUUUUUGAGAGAACUCUUUUUGAUAAUGUGUACUUCACACUACUGUAGGAGGAUCUACAAUUUGUACUGUGCUUAAGCCUUCACCACAGCAGUGAUUUUGUAGGUUUUUAUUGGAUGCUUUUAAGAUUAGUCAAGAAUACCAGUGAUAAGCCAGGGCAGCAUGCAGGGAAUGUAACAUUUUAUAUGUGGUAUUUUUGAAUUGUUGAACAGUAUCCGAUUGGUGGUGUUCAUAUUAAGAAGAAUCUAAGAAUUGGGAACUUUUGACUAGUUAUUUUUAAAAAUAUUUGAGAAUGUAUUUCAUAGAAAUUACUGAAUUUCACAGAAUGGAAGUUGUAGAAUGUUUAGGGCUGGAAAUGUAUUAUCCAACCUAGCCCUUUGUGUAGCUGUUGAAGACGCUGAUAGUGUUAAGUGGCUGUAUUGCAGAGCAGGCUUUGAGAGGGUUAAUUAUAAAUCAGCUUUAUUUCCUAAUCAAAAGGAGCGAACAAGCUUUCUGACAUCCUAGGAAGCUUUAAUCUACAAAUGUACAUGUAUAUGUAAUGAAAUUGGAGUAAGGGAUUACUUAGACAUGUAGUGAUAGGAGAGAAAGGAUAUUAUGCUAAUUUCCUAAACCAUACACAGAAAGUGUAAUUAUUUGUAUUUUUUUUUGGUAAUGUAGCCAGAAUUGAAUUGAUACACAUUUAUUUCAUUUGUGUUAUUAAGAUAGAUAAAGGCAUGAAAUGCUGUAGUGUAUGUAUUUUAUGGAACAAUUGUCAAGCAUUAUUAUUUUUGUAUGUUAGAGGGCUGGUACCUAUCGAUUUUUUUUAUAUCUUUAUAUGAGUUUGAAUUCAAUGAAUCAACAAAUACGUGAGAGAGUAUAGAGAAUGCAAACCUUUGUCCAGACUAAACUGAAUUCAUUCCUUCCAUAUAGAUCACAAAUCCAUCUUCAGAUCUCUAAAUGUAGAAGAUAUGUGCCAAGUUAUCAAAUCUAACUGUGGUUAAAAAUUUCCUGAAUAUGCACCAAGUAAUUUUUCAUUAACUUGCCAACAAACAAAUAGAUUAAACUGACUAAAGACAAUUCUAGCAUGUACCUGUAAUCAUUAAUCUCUGUUGGAGGUCAGGGAUCCCAUCCGAGGUCAGGAAUCCCAUCAGAGGUCAGGAAUCCUGUCAGAGGUCAGGGAUUCUUUGAGAGAUCCCAUCAGAGGUCAGGGAUUCUUUGAGAGAUCCCAUCAGAGGUCAGGGAUUCUGUCAGAGAUCCCAUCAGAGGUCAGGGAUUUUAUGGUCAGAUCAUGACUACACCAACACUUGACAGGAUUUUGCAUUAUGCAUUCAUGUAUAUGUUCAAACCUUAUGUUGUGUUUCAAAAAAAAUAUAUGUGCACAUACUUUGAGUAUUGUAAGAGUCAGUUGUUUUCAAAUGGAACUAUCAUCUACUUCAUUCUUGCCACCACCAACAAAUUUGGACAGAGGGUAUGUCCGACUACAUGGUGCAUCUGUCUCAAACUACUGGGAAAGAUGAACCUGUAAUAAAAAAGAAGUUAGUAGGCUUUGAAGUGAAUUUAGAUGUGUGUGUGAUUAGUGUAUAGAGUUAGCAGAGGUAUGUACUCUCUGAGCCCCAUCCGUUGUAAGAACUAUAUAUAUAUGUGUGUGUGAUGUGUAUGCGUGAUAAAGCUAUUUGGUUCUCAAAAUUGACAGUCAUGCUUUUGGUUGUUUGUGCAAGAAUCUAAAGUAGCCAAGUUGUUAAUCUGGAUUUGACCAAUAUGUUUUAGAAUUAUUACAUCAUAAUGAUGAUGUUUUGUGCCAUUAUCAGUAUUUCAAUAUACAGGGAUUAUUUCUUUCAGAAAGCACUAAGCGUGAGCUUGCACAAACUUCAUAAACAUGUAUAUUCUGACCGACAUCUUACCAGAGACUUCUAUUUCCUGUAGCUAUAGAGAAAUUAUGUUGUCUCAGUGUGGCUCUGUUAGCUUUCGGAAUGAAAAACAUGCACAAAAAUAAGAAUUUCAACCGACUCUGAAUUGUCUCUUUCUGUGUCUGUUACUCCAAAUGACUAGAGACAGGAGAGGCACAUUUAAACUCUUGUCAGAUUUGGUAUUUAUUGGGAAAUCAAACAUAAUUUAGUCUUUAUUACAGGGGCUUAACAAGUUUUUUACUCUCUGUAUGUGUGUGUCCUUUUUGUACCACACUUUGAAAAUACUGUAUCGUGUUUUGUAACUUUUGUUUCCCUAGGUAGGGGGAAAUUGUAUACAUCUUAUCAUCAUCGUGUGUGCUCUGGAUUUUUUGGACUUCGUUUUUAUGUAUUUUUCAUCUAAGCUACAUCAGUUUUUUUCUGUGAUAACUGUACUAUGUAUUUAUUUAAAGUUAUUUGUACAUUCAGUGCUUUAGUGUCUUGCCUCUUUUUAAACAGGAAGCUUUGAUAAAUAUGUUUAUUGUCAGCUGGAGACUAGUUUUAGUGCGUUAAUUUAAUGGAAAUGAGCAAUGUACAGGCGGAUCGCUAGUACUGGUAUGUUGAAUGGGCCUGUGAAUUUUCAGCUCUUAAUCAUUCGUAGUUUCUGAUGUAGUUGAUACCUCAUGAAAUUAUAGAAAAUGACACAAGCUUUACAAAGUUGAAAUUGUAGUGCUUAAUCUGCAGUAUUUGUGUAGAAACUUGCUGUACAAAAUGAUGUUCACCAAAAAUUACGGAAUGGCUGUAGGUAAAUAUAGAAACACAAGACAACUUUUGUAAUAUAUAUGCACUUUUAUGAUUGUUUUACAAUUUCUAACUUUAAAAUCUGUACAGACAGAUGCACGUCAUGUCAUUACCUCCCCUUAUAAUAACCCGUUACUGUGGUUGUGAUUUUAAUAAUAGUAAUUCUUAUCCGAAGCCCAUUUACAAUAUUACUAUUAAUGUAGUGUUGCCUUUAAUUCUGUAAUUUGUUACCAAUUGAAAUGGGCACUCCCAAUUGUAUUGAUACAUUUUGUCUAUAAUUUAACCCCCUAAAAGGAUACUCGUAUCUGCAACAUGAAUUUUUGAUGCAUGGUAAAGAUGUAGUGAUGUAAAACAAAUGAACGAUUAUAUUCCUCCCAUGCCCUGUAACUGUGACACUUGUGUCAGUGAUCAAAGAUCUUGUCAAAGUUCAUUUUAGAUUGAGUCUAGAGAUUAAAAUUGUGAUUGAUUAAAUAUAAGUUUGUAUUUUUUGUGGUCAUACACAUAUUUGUACAUUGUAUAUAUCCUGAUCAGCAUUGACACGAUGGACCUUGUUAAUGUAAAUGUAGGGUGAUGGUGAUUUUCAGUGAAGCAGACAUUAACCAUUGUAAUAAGCUAAUUGUUUUUGGUGUACUCUCAUUUAUCAAUCAUACAAAACUUCAACAGAAACAAUCAGCAUAUGAUCAAGUUUGUUCAUUCCAUAUUUUUAGUAUCUAUAUACAUUGUAUACUCGUUGAUUUUCAUUUUGUUUUACAUACAAAACCAUUAUAUCAUGUAAUAGUCAAAUGGAAAAUGAGAAGUAACAUACAUAGGAAAGUGUCAAAAACAUAGAAAUGGUAUGAAAGAAAUAAAUUGAUUUUAUUUUUUUCAGAAAAAUUCUCAGUUUGCAAGAUGCUUUCAAUUUCAUACGUAACUGUUUAUGUACAUUAACAUUUUUUCAUGUGCGAGAAUGUGAUAUUAAAAUGAUGAAAACCCAA